Messenger RNA from Chara braunii, 1404 nucleotides. The record is from the annotation of a GenBank genome assembly. Lineage: Eukaryota; Viridiplantae; Streptophyta; Charophyceae; Charales; Characeae.
CUUAGGUGUGUGUGGUGGUAUGCUGUAUAUAUAUAUAGUCCUGUUCGGUCGUCAUAGAGUGAUCGUGUUUAAUCAGCUAAGUGACGGCCGGAGUGCGUGUGCAUCUCGGAGAGGAGAGCGGGCAAGUGCACUCUCUGGCGGGCAUCGGAUUCCUUCUCCAUUCCGACUCGUAGUUUGGCGGGAAAUAGCGAUCACAAUGGCGGGAAUUAGCGAUCACAAUGGCGGGAUGACGAGGGGUCACACGUGGCGCGCCCUCGCUGUUGCCACACUGCUCUUUGCUCUGAUCUCCGCGUCGUGCCACGUGGCAUCAUCCCAGCUCACCGACGAUACUUUCACGUACGACCAGCAGGGCGCCGACUGGCAAGGGGCCUGCACCGACCCGACGUCGCGGUUUCAAUCCCCCGUAGACAUCAUCACCCGUAACGCGACACGUGUGGCCUUCCUGGGAGACAUCCAAAGCAGAGGGCAGUACACCCCCUCCGUGAGCGGCGUGUCUCUCGCUCAUAACAACCACACUGUCGAGAUAUCUUUCUCUGAGCCAACGAACUACAUCCAGUUCCCGAUGCUCAACGUGCAGCCGUACAACAACUCCGUCACGUGGCCGGUGAACACGUACACACUGGCCAACUUGGGGGCGACGAAGCCGCCUGUGAGGCUGGUGAGGCUCGAGCUCAGGCAGUGCCACGUGCACUGGUCGUCGGACCACGACAUCAACGGCAAGCAAAGGGACAUCGAGUUUCAUUGCGUGCAUACGGCGCAGGAUCCUGCCCAGAGACCGUCUGUCGGGGUAUGGGGGGUGUUCUACAACAGGGGCCCAAAGGGGUGCAAAUGCGAUCCCAUGCUCGAAAGUAUCUUGUCCGCUCUGCCCAUGGUCGUCAAGCUGGCGCCAAAGGUGAAGAUGCCAGUAGCGGUGAGCGGCUUCUCGGCGGCCCGGUUCUUCCCGCGGGACAAGACCUACUUCCACUACUAUCCCGGGAGCCUCACCACCCCGCCCUGCUCAGAAGGACUGCUCUGGUACGUCUUCAGGCAAACCAAGCCUAUCUGCCAACGGCACUUCCAGCUGAUCACCGAUGCCGUCACCGCGCUUAACGGGAGAGGAGAGCAGAACUUCAGAGAUCCUCAGUCACUGGGCGGCCGAGUCAUGUACCAAUGGAGCGGCAAGUAGGGAAAGUGAUUGCCAGCUUGUGCGUCACAAGCUCCUGUUUCAAGAUUCAAAGGUGGUCCUUACGUUCACGGCGUCACCAGAUUCCCGGACCUUCUACCAUCCCAAACACGUCCUCGCCUCAUGCCUCAAGGAGAGACUACUCUCUCGCUCUCUCUCUCUGAGACUGCUCUCUCUCUCUCUCUCUCUCUCUCUCUCUCUUUCUCUCUCUCUCUCUCUCUCUCUCUCUCUCUCUCUCUCUC